GAGGUUUUAUGUGUCUUUAAUUUUGCUUAGCAGCUGUUGAUAACAGGAAUUGGAUACUGUUGGAAAGCAAAAGAACAAAGGUAUUACAGAUUCAAACAGGGGUUUGGAACUUGAAUGUUGUGCAAACUGAUGCUUCACAAACACACAGCUACUGCACAACAAACGUGGUAACCCCUGGUGGAUGAGGUCAGACAUUGUAAAUUUCAAGGAGAAUUUGAGUACAUUUUCAACACAAGAUGACCAGUGGUAGGGCACUCUGAACCUCGUUACUAUUCCUCCUCUUGGGCCCUCUAUUUAAUAUCGCCAGACUCUUCUGCUUUCGGUCAAAAGACAACUCAGUGGAGAUCAGCUUUUGUUGAGAAGAUAGCUGAUCAGAAAAAUAAUGGCUUAAUUCUGACAGCUGGUGAUCGAUCAUGUAUUGUCUAAUUAUAAAGCUUCUGGAUCUGCCUACACUGUAGAAGAUGAUGGAUCUCAGGACAUCUCAGUAGAGUUAUUUGAUUCUUGGAUCUAUGAUGCUGCUAUAUGACAGUCUUUCACCUCAUCACCGAGACAGCAGAGAAGUCAGACCCAGGCAAGCCUAUAUACACAUGUUGACUUCCUCCAGAGGCAGCAUUUCUACAUGUAAUCCAGUAUUCAGUGCCCUUCAGAAUCUGGAGCCUUAUCAUGGUGGAUGAUGGAGCCUGAAGCCACAGCUUUUACCAUCAUGGAUGAUGGAGCACCGAGGCAUAGGAUUCCAGUUCCCUUUCUCUUUUCCAACAGAGAUCGACCGUAGACAGGAAGGUGGGAGGGCGAGAACUGCACCUGGGAAAGUGGCGCGGACAUCAAAGCAAGGAGAUGAGCUGACCAUUUCAUCCUCGGGUCGACUUUAUUAAGACAAAGCAGUCUGGAACAAUCAACACAACACAUGCAUGAUGAACAAGCCACAGUGAGAUGACGGCAUCCGAAGGUGGAUGAUGGCAACCGGCAAGGAAUUUUCCCACACAACCGUCUCUUACAGGUCUACCUAACAACUGACCUUCCUCAUGGGGCUGUCUCAAUCCCAUGCCCCACUUGAUUCAAGUGUGACUCACACAGGGAUUGGAGAAGGAGAACAACCCCAUCUCAGUCGCUCCUUCGGCGAAGCCGCCUGCGAAGAAGGAUCGGCAUAUCGUUACCUGGACGUCUCAGGAGGAUGAUUUGCUCCGGGAACACAUUGCUCUUCACGGAACCGACAAUUGGACAAGUAUCGCAGCUUUAUUCAAGGAUAAGACCAGCAGACAGUGCCGGAGAAGAUGGUACACCUACUUGAAUUCAGAGUGUAAGAAAGGUGGGUGGUCAGCGGAGGAGGAUAUGCUCUUAUGUGAGGCGCAGAAGAUUUUCGGGAACAGAUGGACAGAGAUUGCAAAGGUGGUCUCAGGAAGAACUGAUAAUGCCGUAAAGAACCGGUUCUCCACCCUCUGCAAGAAAAGGGUAAAGCUUGAGGCUUCUUCCAAGGAGAAUAAGGGUUCAUCGUUUGAUCAAAGUAAUAAGAGGGUUAUAGUUCAAGAUGGCUAUGCUGCAGCAGUGGCGAGGGAGUCAUCAACAUCCAAUAAGCAGAUCAGAUACCAUGUGCUUCAUCCCAAGGAGAUUAAUGAAGGGAAUAAGAGAUUUCUUGGGGAACAUGGACCGGAACAAAAUCAACUAAGACCACCUCUAGCAGUGCUUGUUCAGAACUCUGAUACUUUAAAUGGUUUGACAGAAAACCUGAGAGGACCUCUAUACGAUGUUUCCAACAAAGAUAAUCAAGGAACCUUUAUCAGGAGAGAUGAUCCAAAACUAACAGCCUUGUUGCAACAAGCUGAAUUGCUUACAUCCCUUUCCAAGAAAGUCAAUGCUGAAAAUACCAACCAGAGUUUCGACGAGGCAUGGAAGGAACUUCAAGAUUACUUGAUCCAAACUGAAGACAGUGGGUCACUGAGAAGAAAAUUAUCUGGAAUGGGUUGUAUGCUAGAUGAGCUCAGAGACUUGAUAGAGGAUUUGAAUAGCAACAAAGAAGAGGAGCAACAGCCAUUGAGUCAAUUUAUCAGGCAACUUGAUUCUCAUGAGGAUUCUCAAGGGAGUUCUGGGUGCAGCACAGGCUCAACCCACGACUUGAAUUCUGCACAAGGUAAAAGCAAUCCUCAGUAUGAGGAUUGUUCACUGCAGACGGAUAAUGAGGUCAGUUAUCUUAAUGAUGACGCCGCAUGUUCCAGCAUGACUGCUUCUCCAGAGGCAAUCUUAUCGGUGUCUGAAAUGCCAAAGGAUGAAGUUGUGAGUGGUUGUGCACUCUCAGAAUUUGCAUCUCCCCUCCAGACAAUCCCACCUUUCCAGUCGUUUACAGAUGGAAUUCCAAGCCCAGUUUUUACUUCAAGUGAGCGACAUUUCCUACUUAAUGUGCUUGAUUUGUCAUCUCCGGCCACCAACACAAACUCCAGUAAGCAGCCAUCCUGCAAAAGGGCUCUUCUUGAUACCUUCAAGCCAUCCUAGUAUGUGAUAUAGAAAGUUCUACUCUAUUCUUUUAAGGAUUUCGUCAGUCCAGAAGUUAGGCGUUGUGUGUCUUUGAAAAUAUAUAGAUUCCCGUUUGUGGUUCCUGCUUUCUUUCCUUGGCUUGAAUUGCAGACAUGUCCUGUUUUUAUCAGAGGCAAUUUUAAGUCUGCAAAUAAUAGGUGUGUCCUUACCAGUGCAUUUGCAACAUCACUAGCUUUCCCACGUCCAAGCUGCCAUACUUCUGCUUGUUUGCAUACACGUACUUGCAUCAACUUUGGGGUGCUCAUUUGCCUUUUUCUUCCAUGAUAGGAUAUUGGUUUUAGUCCUCAGAUGUUUGGUUUGUCAUUCAUGUAUAUAAAGUUCAUCAUAAGGUCAUCUUUGUGUAAUGUACAUGCCAUAUCUACCGUGAAGCAUAAGGUCAUGUAGAAUUUUUCUUUGUUCUGGUUUGGUGUGCAAGAUAUAAAAUAAGAACCAUCUCCUGGUUUUAUGAGUCCCUGUUGUUUUUUAUUUUUUUUUGUGUGUAUCUGCUCGAUUGAUUGGGUGGAUGAAUCCUAGAUUCGAUCCUGUGGAGUUUAUUCUUCUUCCCUUCUUUCUCAUAUGUGUAUUUGUCAGACGGAUGUAAUAUUACUAUGGCAAUGAAAAUUUUGAGUAUUUA
This is a messenger RNA of Musa acuminata AAA Group (dessert banana), 3139 nucleotides long. RefSeq names its product transcription factor MYB124-like. The record is from RefSeq and is a predicted model, not a curated record. Gene Ontology annotation, cellular component: nucleus. The coding region runs from base 1330 to 2484 and encodes 384 amino acids. The transcript has 18 exons. Gene Ontology annotation, molecular function: RNA polymerase II cis-regulatory region sequence-specific DNA binding; DNA-binding transcription factor activity, RNA polymerase II-specific. Lineage: Eukaryota; Viridiplantae; Streptophyta; Magnoliopsida; Zingiberales; Musaceae. Gene Ontology annotation, biological process: regulation of DNA-templated transcription.